Molecule: messenger RNA, 198 nt
Organism: Cooperia oncophora
Lineage: Eukaryota; Metazoa; Nematoda; Chromadorea; Rhabditida; Trichostrongylidae
Source: the annotation of a GenBank genome assembly
AUGCUGUCUUUGGUCGCCUACAACAAGAGACCGCGUUUGAGCUUGAACACACUUUCUUCUAAAUACCAAAAGCGAGAAAACAUCGUCACUACACGAAUUGCAGCUGUUCUCACCAUGCUACAAAUGUAUGAGCAUAUAUAUGCUUUAUGGGAGUGGUAUAGUUGUAGUAAGGAAUAUGAGCCAGCAAUGGAUAAAUGA